GAUGUUUGAGCUCCUUCUUUUGUCGUUCGUGUGUGGUUGUGUGGUGCGGGUGGGUAGUCAUUUGACCUGAAAAGAUGCCUAAGAAACCGCAGCAAGGUAGAAAGCGAAAAAGACAAGAGUUGUUCAUCGUAGACCGAAUAUUGGAUCACCGCACCAUUGUAGGCAAGAAGGAAUAUCUUGUCAAAUGGGACGGCUACCCAAAAGAAAGCCCUACAUGGGAACCGGAGCGAAAUCUUCGCCACAAUGUCGUGCUGAACAAUUAUAAACUGGCAAACGGUCUGGUCGCAACGCUCAGCGAUCAGCCGACGAUUCUGAUGACCUGUGACAACGCUGACGACGCGUCGAGCGAGCAGGUCGCACCGCUCAGCGAUCAGCCGACGAUUCUGAUGGCCUGUGACAACGCUGACGACGCGUCGAGCAACGCUGACGACGCGUCGAUCAACGCUGACGACGCGUCGAGCGAGCAGGUCGCACCGCUCAGCGAUCAGCCGACGAUUCUGAUGACCUGUGACAACGCUGACGACGCGUCGAGCGAGCAGGUCGCACCGCUCAGCGAUCAGCCGACGAUUCUGAUGACCUGUGACAACGCUGACGACGCGUCGAGCGAGCAGGUCGCAACGCUCAGCGAUCAGCCGACGAUUCUGAUGACCUGUGACAACGCUGACGACGCGUCGAGCGAGCAGGUCGCAAGGCUCAGCGAUCAGCCGACGAUUCUGAUGACCUGUGACAACGCUGACGACGCGUCGAGCGAGCAGGUCGCACCGCUCAGCGAUCAGCCGACGAUUCUGAUGACCUGUGACAACGCUGACGACGCGUCGAGCGAGCAGAGGAUGAUCUCUGGAAAUCGGCAUUCGACUCCGGCAAUAUAAUGAUACUCAUCAAGGAGGGUGCAACUAAGGAUGAAGCACUGGCGGCAGUCAAGGUCACGUUUCCGUCGGACGAAAAGGCUGAGGAGAAAGGUGGUACUGCACGAGGCCGGCGCAUAUGCCAUAUGUGCGGAUUUCACUUUAAGGACUCCAGGAUAGCACAGCACUUCCGGCGACGUCAUAAGAUUACCGAUCCUGCCAGCCUUAAGUCGGUGAAAGAGGACAUGAAGAGAUUUUCAAAGGAGCUUCUAGAAAAGAAACCAAAGAUGCCGGAGAAGUUGACGUGCGCCGAGUGCGGAGCUCAGGUACAUCACCUUAUGCUCCACAUGAAACGGUACCACAAGGUCACAGAUCGUGCAGCGAGGAAGACUGCUCGGGACGCAGCAUUCGCCAACGAAAUGGAAUUGAUGCUUCUGCGAGCGUGCACCGGCGACGAGGGACCGAAGGAGGCCACGAACACAGGCGCAACUGCUUCUCUCCUGGACAAGUUCUCUGAAAGUAAAGCUGGUUGGCGCCGCACCCCAACGACGGCCCGGCGGCAAGAAAAACAGCUUCGGUCUCUUCUGAGCGAUGUGGCCGAAACCUGUGGCGAGAGAGACGCGUCAACGAUUCUUCGUCUCCACUUGGACGAUGUGGAAAAUGCUCUUCUGCAGAAGCUCCCUAACCAUCCAGCACAAGUUAAAUCGACUGUAAUCGCUCUACUGGAGUUCUCACGUUUCGUGAGCGUUAGGGAGCCAGACAACAACGCGGCGUGGGAUGCAACGCUGCGCAGACUCGAGGUCUGGAAAAGAGACGCAACGCUCAUGGACCAUCACCGCCAAGCGGACCUCCAAGAUCGCAUGGGCGAUGAGGAAUAUUUGCCAUCAAAGGAAGAACUGACCUUACUUCGAGUCAAGACACUGGAAGAGCUCGAAAAAAUGCAAAAAACUGUGAUUUCUAAGAGAGGCGACGCGGUGAAGCUGAGGCGACUUCUAACUACAGCCAUUCUUCUCGAUAACUUCCAACGAUCUGGCACUAUCAUCAACGCUACGUUGGCCCAAUACCAUGACUGUAAGGAGGGCAUCAUCAGGGUCAAAGAGCAUAAGAGCAGGGCAUCCUACGGCUCUGCCAACCUAGUGAUCACGGAUGUAGCGUCAUACCUAGACUUCUACGUCGCUCAGGCCAGGUCUUUUUUGACUAAAGAUGAUCACGUGGAUGAGCUUUUCCCCUCGUCGGAUCCUUGGGAGGAUUUGGGUCUUGUGUGUGCCAUGUUUGGUGUGAGGAAGUUUAGCCCCACCAUUCUCCGAAAAGCUGCAUCAACGGCAGCCUACAGUGACCUCCCGGAGCUGGAACGCCGCCAGGUGGCGAAUCAUAUGACGCAUCGUCCGGAAACAGCGUUUAAGGCUUAUGCGGCCAAAAACCGGCGGGCCGAUGCUGUAAGGAGUGUCGAAAGGAUGAAACGUGUCAUGUACAGUGAGACGAGCGUGUCUGACGCGAAGGAUGACGAGCGCAGCACGAUACCGAGUUCUGCGGGCGCUUUGGAGCGCCAAAGCCGCGCCAGAGUUCCAUUUUCUUUACGGCAGGAGAUAGUCAUCGAGCGAGAGGCCAGGCGUAUUCGCGAUAAAAAUAUGUUUGUGACCACUUCUGUGGUGAUGGCUCUCAUGGCGCGUCAUAAGGCCCUCUUUGAGGAUAGGAGCCCGCGCUGCGUCGAGAACAGAUUGCGUACAGCAGUUCGGGGCCUUCGCACGUUCGCGAGCCGCUAAACUGAUCGACGCGGGCUGCUCUGAAUGCAGCAGAAGGAGAGGGGUGUAUGAUUUCAGUUUGCGCUUCAUUGAACUACAUGGAACGUGUACUAUUAUGCACGCAUCUCGUUAGACCCCAGUGAAGGGGUGGGGUGGGGGUGUUUCGUUCGCUGGAGCCAUUGGUGCAACACAUGCAGUCUGUUCUCGACUCAUUGAAGAAUGUUUUUCGUUCGUAUAUUUGUGAGCCACUGACCUGCUGAAAGCAGUCUGUUCUCAAUGUGAACCUAAGUUCAUUGAACUACAUGGAACGUGUAACAUGCGCGCAUCUCGUUCGACUCCAUUGAAGGAGUGGGGUUGUUCCGUUCGCUGGAGGCAUUGCUGUAAUACAUCCAGCCUGUUCUCGACUCA
Molecule: messenger RNA, 2995 nt
Organism: Amphibalanus amphitrite
Lineage: Eukaryota; Metazoa; Arthropoda; Thecostraca; Balanomorpha; Balanidae
Product: RE1-silencing transcription factor A-like
Exons: 16
Coding region: 75-869 (264 amino acids)
Biological process (GO): chromatin organization; negative regulation of transcription by RNA polymerase II
Cellular component (GO): pericentric heterochromatin
Molecular function (GO): chromatin binding
Source: RefSeq, a predicted model, not a curated record